Vicugna pacos (alpaca) is the source of this 3059-nucleotide messenger RNA. NCBI's taxonomy places the organism in Eukaryota, Metazoa, Chordata, Mammalia, Artiodactyla, Camelidae. The record is from RefSeq and is a predicted model, not a curated record.
AACCGAGGCCCAGCAAGGUCGAGUAACCGGCCUGGGGCAACCGCUGAGAAGCAGCGCUGCGGUUGGGUGGACUAUGAUUUUCUCUUCUCAGCAAGCCCGGGGGCCUGGCGAGGAACCAGUGUGGGCUAAGAUUGCAAAGAGAGGAAGGCGCAAAGAAUUGCAAGGACUACGAAGCUGCGGCUGCGGGAAGGGAUGCGGGAAGGGAUGGGGGAAGCCCCCCCGGUCGCAGGCGCUGGUGCCUCCACACCUGGGUACCUCGGGAUCCGACAGCCCCAGAAGUGGGGGCCAGUGUCCGUGCCCUGGGGGCUUCGCAGCCACGGGUGGGGCUCCUGGGGGACAGGCGCAGCCUUACCUGUCCCGGCGCUCACCUGGUGGCCGACUUGGAGGUGGCGGCGGAGGCGUAGCAAGCCUUCCUGGGUCCCCUACCCUCGCCCCGCCCCGGGGGGUGGGCGGGUGCGCGUGAGGCGCUCAGGACCGGCCGGACCUGUGGGACCCGGGGCCCCGGGUGUCUGGGGAGGCCGUCAAAUGGAGAAGGAAGGCUCUUCCGGGGCUGGGACAACUGUGGGCGGCGGGAUACCUCGGCGCUUGCAAACAUAAAUACCGCCGUAGUAGUGGUGGCAGGAGACGCGUGCGGGCAGCUGGCGCCCGCGAGGCAUCUAGAAAACCAUUCGUGUGAAGACCUCCCUGCCAUCCUGCCUCCUUCCCUGUGAGGCUGCCAGAUCCCCCUGCAUCCCCCAUCAUCCCAGUUCCUCCUGCUGUCCCUGAGGGAAUCUGAUCCACUCCAGACCCCUUCCCUUCCCCUCUCCGCUUCCCACCCUCUCCCCUACCAUGCGCUCCUUUCGUCCCUGCUGGUCCUGCUGCUGUUUGCUCCUCUUUUCCUCCCUGGGAGUUCAGGGGUCUCCAAAGGCUCCCAGUGCUGCUCCGGAGCAAGUCCACCUGUCCUACCCAGUUUACCGCUGCGGCAGUACUCAGGGCUGGAGCCGUCGGUUCCGAUUCAGGGCCCUGAAGCAUGGGCCUCACUGGAGCCCCCGUCUGGCUGUGUUUGGGGACCUGGGGGCUGACAAUCCAAGAGCCCUACCCCGGCUGCGCAGGGACACCCUGCAGGGCAUGUACGAUGCUGUUCUCCAUGUGGGAGACUUUGCCUACAACAUGGAUGAGGACAACGCACGCGUCGGAGACAAGUUCAUGAAUCUUAUUGAACCUGUGGCCGCCAGCCUGCCCUACAUGACGUGCCCUGGGAAUCACGAAGAACGCUACAACUUCUCCAACUACAAGGCUCGUUUCAGCAUGCCUGGGAACAGCGAAGGCCUGUGGUACAGCUGGGAUCUGGGCCCAGCACACAUCAUCUCCUUCUCCACCGAGGUGUAUUUCUUCCUCCAUUACGGCCGCCACUUGGUAGAAAAACAGUUUCACUGGCUGGAGAGUGACCUCCAGAAAGCCAAUCAGAACCGGGUAGCCCGGCCAUGGAUCAUUACCAUGGGUCACCGGCCCAUGUACUGUUCCAAUGCCGAUUUGGAUGACUGUACGUGGCAUGAAAGCAAGGUUCGCAAAGGCCUCCUCGGCAAGUUCUAUGGGUUGGAGGACCUCUUCUACAAAUAUGGGGUCGACCUGCAGCUGUGGGCUCACGAGCACUCGUACGAACGGCUGUGGCCAAUUUACAAUUACCAGGUAUAUAACGGCAGCCGGGAGAUGCCCUACACCAACCCUCGAGGCCCCGUUCACAUCAUCACAGGGUCCGCGGGUUGUGAGGAGCGGCUGACCAGCUUCACCCUCUUCCCGCGGCCCUGGAGCGCUAUGCGCGUGAAAGAGUACGGGUACACGCGGCUACAUAUCCUCAAUGGGACCCAUAUUCACAUCCAGCAGGUGUCCGAUGACCAGGAUGGGAAGAUUGUAGACGACAUCUGGGUGGUGAGACCCCUGCUCGGUCGGAUGAUGUAUCUCUAAGGAUGGGGACAGCUCUCAUCUGGGACCCCGGGCCUUACUGCCUUGGCUGGGGUGCCCAGGCCCAGGAGGGGAGUCAGGGCGGGCCUUGACUCCUCUAGCCUCCUGAGCCCUGUGAGGGGUGGAUGCAGCCCCUAGGGAGCUGGAGCAGCUUUCCCCUUCCUGAUCGUCUGGAGGGCAAAUGUGCAAAGUGAAGCAAGACAGGUUUUGGGUGGCACAGCCCUGCCCUCCUGCAUAGCACUGACUGUGCGGAGUGUCCACAGAGCCUCUGGAAUAAAGAGGCUUAUGACUGUGGCUCCGUGGAGUCUGCACUUCUGCUGGGGAUGCCCUGCUGGGCCACCUCCUCUCCUGUGGGCCUGCGAGGACCAUCACCAGCCCCAAGUCAGCAGGGUGGGAGCGGCUGUCAUGAUGCCACUCUCCAGCAGAUAGCGCCUGUGACUUUCUCCUCCAGGCCCGCCUUCAGUGCCAACCAGAUGCGGGGCUUCAAUGGCCCAAGGAAUGCUAACCAGUGUCCCUUCGUGCCUCAGUUUCCCAGCCUGGCACUGACUUAUUCUGGAAGAGGGGCAGAUGUUAACUCCUAACUGGGGCAGCUGACAAGCAUUAGGAGCUACGGACCCGCUGUUUUCCUCCUGUUUUACACUCCCCCUCCCUCUGUUUCCCUCUUUCUUUCAUGUAUUCAACCAUUAUUUAUUGAGCACCUAUCAUGUGCCAGGACCUGUUCUCCAUGCCAUGUUGUCUGCCCUCAUGGAGCCAACAUUCUAUCCAGGGCGUCAGACAGCAACACAAUAAAUAAGUAAAAUAUAUAACAGGGUCAAUAGUGAUAAGUGCUCAGAAAAAGCAGGGGAGGGGAUGGAGAGUAGUGGGGGGUGGGCAGUUGCAAUUUUCAUGAGGAUGGUCAGGGAGACUGCACUAAGAGGGUGACAGGUGAAGGAAGGAGCCAUGUGGGCAGAAUAGUCCAGGCAGAGCAACAGCCCGUGCAAAGGCCCUGAGACAGAAAUGCACCUGCUCUGUCAGAGCAUCAGUGAGGAGGCCAGUGCAGCUGGGGCAGAGAGUGAGGGGAAGAGUGGGGAUGAGGGCAGGGAGGUGGCAGGGGCUGAUAUGUGGGUUCUUGUGGGUCA